UGAAGGAUAGCCCCGCCCUCCUUUAUCCGGUCGCGCGGGGGCUAUAUAAACUCAGCCCGGUUUUAUCCGCACUAAUACAACCUUCAAUUUUCGAACCCUUAACGUCGGUCUGAAGGAAAUCUGACAAAAUGCGUGAAUGUAUUUCCAUGCACGUUGGCCAAGCCGGAGCCCAGAUGGGCAAUGCAUGCUGGGAGUUGUAUUGCCUGGAGCACGGGAUCCAGCCAGAUGGUCAGAUGCCAAGUGAUAAAACCAUUGGAGGAGGAGAUGACUCCUUUAACACCUUCUUCAGUGAGACUGGUGCUGGUAAACAUGUCCCAAGAGCUGUCUUCGUUGAUCUGGAGCCCACGGUCAUUGAUGAGGUGCGCACAGGAACCUACCGCCAACUGUUCCACCCUGAACAGCUGAUCACUGGUAAGGAAGACGCUGCCAACAAUUACGCCCGUGGCCACUACACCAUUGGCAAGGAGAUCAUUGACCUGGUGCUGGACAGAACUCGCAAACUGGCUGAUCAGUGCACUGGACUCCAGGGCUUCCUGAUCUUCCACAGCUUUGGUGGUGGCACCGGCUCUGGCUUCACCUCUCUGCUCAUGGAGCGACUCUCAGUCGACUACGGCAAGAAGUCCAAACUCGAGUUUGCCGUUUAUCCAGCUCCCCAAGUCUCCACAGCUGUGGUGGAGCCCUACAACUCCAUCCUCACCACCCACACCACCCUCGAGCACUCCGACUGUGCCUUCAUGGUGGACAACGAGGCCAUCUACGACAUCUGCCGCAGAAACCUCGACAUCGAGCGCCCCACCUACACGAACCUCAACAGGCUGAUCGGACAGAUCGUGUCCUCCAUCACGGCGUCUCUGCGUUUCGAUGGAGCCCUGAAUGUGGAUCUCACCGAGUUCCAAACUAACUUGGUGCCUUAUCCACGUAUCCACUUCCCUCUGGCCACCUACGCCCCAGUCAUCUCAGCAGAGAAGGCCUACCACGAGCAGCUGUCUGUCGCUGACAUCACAAACGCUUGCUUCGAGCCAGCCAAUCAGAUGGUAAAAUGCGACCCACGUCACGGCAAGUACAUGGCUUGCUGUCUGCUGUACCGUGGUGAUGUCGUGCCCAAAGACGUCAACUCUGCCAUCGCCACCAUCAAGACGAAGCGCACCAUCCAGUUUGUGGACUGGUGUCCCACUGGCUUCAAGGUGGGCAUCAACUAUCAGCCCCCAACUGUGGUUCCUGGAGGAGAUCUGGCUAAGGUGCAGCGAGCCGUGUGCAUGUUGAGCAACACUACAGCCAUUGCUGAAGCUUGGGCUCGUCUGGAUCACAAGUUCGAUCUGAUGUACGCCAAGAGAGCUUUUGUCCACUGGUAUGUGGGUGAAGGUAUGGAGGAGGGCGAGUUCUCUGAGGCCAGAGAAGACAUGGCUGCCCUGGAGAAAGAUUAUGAAGAGGUGGGCACAGACAGCGUUGGAGAAGAGGAUGAGGAAGGAGAAGAGUAUUAGGAAGGAGAAGAGUAUUAGGAUGUCACCACCUGGCUUACAGAUGCCUGCUCAAUCUAGCAAGACAACUCUUGCACAAGCUUAAAAAAAAUGGGUGGCGUUCUCUUUUAAUCACAUUCCUUACAAUAAAGCGUUCCUCUUGGUUUCAAUAAAAGUGCAGAGAUAAAA
Molecule: messenger RNA, 1646 nt
Organism: Triplophysa rosa
Lineage: Eukaryota; Metazoa; Chordata; Actinopteri; Cypriniformes; Nemacheilidae
Product: tubulin alpha chain
Exons: 4
Coding region: 129-1481 (450 amino acids)
Biological process (GO): mitotic cell cycle; microtubule cytoskeleton organization
Cellular component (GO): cytoplasm; microtubule
Molecular function (GO): structural constituent of cytoskeleton; GTP binding
Source: RefSeq, a predicted model, not a curated record